Messenger RNA from Geodia barretti, 252 nucleotides. The record is from the annotation of a GenBank genome assembly. NCBI's taxonomy places the organism in Eukaryota, Metazoa, Porifera, Demospongiae, Tetractinellida, Geodiidae.
GCAACUCGCCCACCACCUACCACAGCUACUACCAUACGACCUAUAGCUCGACCACCUACCACCACUGCAUCCCAGACUGCUCGUCCACCUGCAACAACACACCAUCUCACAGCACCAAGCCCUGCUACUUCCCUUGCAACAACCCAGCCCACAAAUCCCACUACCACUCACCCAACGACAACAGCAAUAUCCUCCAAUACAUACACUAACAACACGACUUGUGAAGAUUGUUCUGUGUGCGAGGCCACGGGC